AGAUCAAGAAACUAUGUAAAGCAUACGAGCAAAAUGCGUCCGAGAGAAUGGAAAUAUACCUUAGAGCUUUGAAUUCCGAGGAUCGAGAGACCAAGACAGAGCUUGUUUUACGAGGCAAGCCAUUAGCUGAAAUCGGAACAAAGCUUCUGCAGAGCAUCAAAAUCUUAGAGGAAGGGAUGGUUUGGGAGAAGCCAUGGAAACUACUACACUCAAAACAUAAUUCGCUAAAUCUCGAGCAAAGAUUACAAAGCGUCGAGCUACCAAUCAGAGCAAUGGAGCAUACUCUAAUAACUUCCUCCUCACUUUCUGUUCAACUAUUAUUAGAUCAACAAAACAUCUCUACUCUCUCACAAGACCUUUCUGCUCAGCUUCACAACAAAUUCCAAAAAAUCCUACCUUUUCAACCUUCUUCGAAAGAAUCACCACAGAAAACAACAGACGAGUCCACAACAAAUCUAUCUUUACCACACUUGCCGACUUUCCCUACACAAAACCACGAGCCCUCCUGUUUCUUCUUCUUCUCCUGCAUAGACACGUUGCUCGAAAUCCCAAAUCACCCCACAAAAACAAAAGAGCUGCAGAAAAUAAAAUCCCCCACGGCCCGAAAACCCAAAUCCCGGGCCCAAAAACUCGAGCCCGCAAUCAAAUACUCAGUAGCCCUAGGCCUCUCAGUCCUACUAGGCAUUAUCCUAGAGAAAGAAAACGCGUGUUGGGCAGGGCUCAUGGUGGCCACUAGCUUCACUGUGGGCCGGCCCGCGGUCUUCACAGCCGCAAAUGCCAGAGGCCAAGGGACUGCUAUUGGGUCCGUAUAUGGGCUGGUUUGCUGCUUUCUUUUUCACCAGCCCGAAAUACGACUCUUGGCUUUUCUCCCGUGGAUUGUUUUCACGGGCUUUUUGAAACACAGCAAAAUGUACGGGCCUGCAGGUGGAACCUCUGCAGCUGUAGCCGCAUUGUUCAUAUUGGGCCGGCACGGCUACGGGCCCCCGAAUGAAUUCGCAAUCGAUCGGCUCACUUCGGUUUUUAUCGGGCUUUUCUGUUUGGUUCUUGUUGAGCUGGCUAUACAGCCGGUCAGAGCAGCCACACUUGCAAGAAGGCAUCUUUUUCUAACUUUGGUCUCUUUUCAGGAGUUGUUGAAGGAGAUGAGGUUUUGUUAUGGUCGGGGGAAAAAUGGGCUGAGCUCGAAAUUCGAGGAAUUUAGAGAGAAACAGAGGGUUUUGAAGUGUCUUGUGCAAGAUGCAGAAUCAGAGCCUGAUUUCUGGUACUUGCCAUUUCAUGGCUCUUGUUAUAAAAGGGUUGUGGGCUCGUUUUCCAACAUAGCGAAUAUUUUAUUUGUUGCGACGCGUAAUUUGGAAAUGCUUUCGGGAUUGAAGGUCUGUGCAGUGAGUUUGAGACGGGAUUUGGAGGAGCAGUUGGAUUAUGAGAUGGGAGUAUUGUUGGGAACUGUAGAUUCUUUACUGGAGAAGAUGUCAUCACCGAGAAAAUCUUCGGAAGAAGCGGAUUGUGAAGAGAUGGAUGGUGAGGUGGUACAAAAUAGUGGUUUGACUUUGAUUACUGAAGAUGAGAUUAGAAUUGCUAUAGGGGAAGAUUAUGAAGAUAGUAGUGAUAAUGAGGUAGUUGGAGAGAGGAUGGACAGAUAUUUGAAAGGUGUAGGAUUUUGCAUAAGUUGUUUGAGGAAAGAAAUGGAUCAAAUAGAGGUUUGUGUAAAGGAAAUUGUAGGAUGGGGAAUAUAAUAUAAUAUAAUGCAAGCAACAAUAUAUAUUCUAAGAGAUUUCUCUCUUCUGUUUCAGUUUCUCCCUUUGUAAUUGAGAUGAUCUCAAGCUGAUGAAAUGCGAAUCGACCUCGAG
Striga asiatica is the source of this 1844-nucleotide messenger RNA. Lineage: Eukaryota; Viridiplantae; Streptophyta; Magnoliopsida; Lamiales; Orobanchaceae. The record is from the annotation of a GenBank genome assembly.